Molecule: messenger RNA, 460 nt
Organism: Zophobas morio
Lineage: Eukaryota; Metazoa; Arthropoda; Insecta; Coleoptera; Tenebrionidae
Exons: 2
Coding region: 20-415 (131 amino acids)
Biological process (GO): sensory perception of smell
Molecular function (GO): odorant binding
Source: RefSeq, a predicted model, not a curated record
CAAACACACCAAGCUCAAAAUGUUCGCGUCAACAACACUUCUUCUUUUACUGACUUCAUGUGCUUCAUUUUUUAUCACCCUGGCCACAAACGACCCGACUGAAAUGGUCCAAAUAACCCAGGCCUGUUUAAACGAAUCUGGUGCCACAAUGGAAAUGGUUAGAAAUUACAAACCAAGCAAGAAAGAACCCGAGAAAGAACUUUUGUGUUUUAUUAAAUGCAAUUUUGAAAAAAUGGGAUAUGUUAUGGACAAUGGGACGGUGUGUGUGGAGUCUAUGAAAGAGGAUGGUUUUAUUGAGGCCCCGGAUGACGACAAAGAGACGAUUUAUGAGUGUUUAGAGGGAGUAGCCGGGGUGGAGACGUGCGAGGAUGCCUGGGAUUUGGAAAAAUGUGUUGUGGGAAUUAGCGACGAAUGAUUUAUAAAUACACAAAAUUAGUGAAGAGGUUACAAUAAAUUUGGU